Nematolebias whitei (Rio pearlfish) is the source of this 1062-nucleotide messenger RNA. Its product is annotated as glycogen synthase kinase binding protein. Bases 508 to 912 code for a protein of 134 amino acids. The transcript has a single exon. Gene Ontology annotation, cellular component: cytoplasm. NCBI's taxonomy places the organism in Eukaryota, Metazoa, Chordata, Actinopteri, Cyprinodontiformes, Rivulidae. The record is from RefSeq and is a predicted model, not a curated record.
GCAAACUCCUCUCUGCCUCGGACUGUGAUGUUCAGAACCCUGAACCGGUUCUGGUCCAGGAUCUCACGUCAGCCCGGUUCAUUUGGGUCUGAGACCGGGCAAGUUCGGGUGGUUCUGGACCCUGUGUCCCGGUGGUUCUGGACCCAGUGUUCUGGUUCGGCCGGUACCAGUUACGUAAGAGCUGUCGGGUUUGGACGGACCGGUCCAUUGAGGCGGGGGGAGAGCUGGUUCCAGAACCGAUCUUAGGUGGGUCAGAGCAGGCGGCUCGGUUCUGGUUCGGGUCUGAGGAGGACCCUGUGUGUUUGUAUGAAGAAGGAACCGGGACCGGCUCGGUACUGUGACGGUGACCGGCGGUUCGGUCCACGUCUCGUCGUCGCCGCCCCCCUGUGGGAGAUGGUACGGUCCAUGUGACGUCAUCCUUUGUUUACAAAUGAAAGCGUCUGUUUGUUGGACCGGACCGGAUCAGAGCCGCGUGCUGAGCCUCGCAGCGACCCGGUACCGGACGACAUGCCGUGUUUGAAGCAGAACUUCCUGGUUCUGGAGCAGUCCGUGUCCGUGGACUCGAAGGACGUGGACGCGCUGAUCUCGCGGAUCGAAGGGGUUCUGCAGCUCCACCCGGCAGGACACAAGUCCGGCUCGGUCCCGACCGGCCCGGCCCACAAAGUCCACAGCUGCUGCCUGCGGCUCCGGAACCAGCGGAACCAGCGGGGGAGUCCGUACCGGCUGCCCUCCUCCCGCAGCGACCAGGACCAGGACUGGGACCAGAUCCGACCGUGGCCCAGGACGCGGGUCCGGACGGAGGAGGCCGACCCGCAGCAGCUCCUGCAGGACCUGGUUCUGUCCGGAAACCUGAUCAAAGAGGCGGUCCGGAGGCUGCAGGUCCCGGGUCCGGACUGUAGAGACUUCAGCUAGACCCGGAACCCCGGUCCGGAUGCUAACUGUUAGCCGCCCGGCUAAGGCGCGUGUUGAUGUUUGGGACGUGCGCGACCAGGAUGGGUCACAGAGUACAGGAACGCGCGUGCGUGUGAUGUUUGGACUCCAGCUGUUUGUUUGUUUGUUUGU